UGCCCAUUCAUAUUUAUAGGGUCGGAUGCAAAUGUCGACUCGUUUUAUAAACCCUAAAUAAAUCUUUGAACGCAGUCUCGCUCCUGCUCCAGUGCUUCUAUCGAUUCUGUUUGUAAAAGGAGCCAUGCCGCCAAAGGCUGCGAAAUCGAAGGAAGCACCCGUAGAAAGGCCCAUUCUUGGUCGAUUCUCAUCGCAUCUGAAGAUUGGGAUUGUUGGAUUGCCUAAUGUUGGGAAAUCUACUCUCUUCAACACUCUCACUAAGUUGUCAAUUCCUGCUGAGAACUUCCCAUUUUGUACCAUUGAACCUAAUGAGGCACGUGUCAAUAUUCCUGAUGAGCGAUUUGAGUGGCUUUGUCAACUAUUCAAGCCAAAGAGUGAGGUCUCUGCAUUCUUAGAGAUACAUGACAUUGCUGGGUUGGUUAAAGGCGCUCAUGAAGGACAAGGGCUUGGAAACAAUUUCUUAUCUCACAUUCGUGCUGUUGAUGGCAUAUUCCAUGUGUUACGUGCAUUUGAAGACCCAGAUAUUAUACAUGUUGAUGACUCUGUGGAUCCUGUAAGAGAUUUAGAAGUGAUAACUGCAGAAUUACGGCUGAAGGAUAUUGAAUUCAUGGAAAGAAAGAUUGAAGAUCUUGAAAAGAGCAUGAAGAGGAGCAAUGACAAACAGUUGAAAGUAGAACUUGAAUUGUGUGUGAAGGUCAAAGCCUGGCUCGAGAGUGAAAAAGAUAUCCGGUUGGGGGACUGGAAAGCAGCAGAUAUUGAAAUUUUGAACACUUUCCAAUUGCUCACUGCAAAACCGGUUGUUUAUCUGGUCAAUAUGAACGAGAAAGACUAUCAGAGAAAAAAGAACAAGUUUCUACCCAAGAUUCAUGCUUGGGUGCAAGAGCAUGGGGGUGAGCCAAUUAUUCCUUUCAGCUGUGCGUUGGAAAGAAAUCUUGCUGAUCUGCCAGAAGAUGAGGUAGCUAAAUACUGCGAGGAGAACAAGACACAAAGUGCUCUUCCAAAGAUUAUAAAGACUGGAUUCUCUGCUAUCAACCUUAUAUAUUUUUUCACUGCUGGCCCUGACGAGGUGAAAUGCUGGCAAAUUCGAAGGCAGACCAAGGCUCCUCAAGCUGCAGGAGCAAUUCAUACUGAUUUCGAAAGAGGAUUUAUAUGUGCUGAGGUAAUGAAGUUUGAGGAUCUUAAAGAGCUCGGAAGUGAGCCUGCUGUAAAGGCUGCUGGCAAGUACAAGCAGGAGGGAAAGACUUACGUGGUCCAAGAUGGUGAUAUAAUAUUUUUCAAAUUUAACGUCUCCGGUGGUGGGAAGAAGUGAGGUAAGUCUCUCCCUGUUGUUCUGGAAACAAAAUCAAUCCGCCGGGAGGAUUUUCAUUUGAUCCGCUUGCUAUCCAUCCAUUUUAUUUGGAAAAUGUACCAACUUUGUAUCCGAGUAUUUAGAAACAGGGUUUUUUGGCUCUAAUGUUUCCUUUGAUAUAAGUUGUAAUCCUUUGUUUUGAAGAUGAUGAUGCAACAUUCUGAAUAUUUAUAUGAAAUAGAGAAUGGGAUGCAUGCCAUCACUAAUGAGUUCAUGUAAGAAA
This is a messenger RNA of Cynara cardunculus var. scolymus (artichoke), 1571 nucleotides long. RefSeq names its product obg-like ATPase 1. Gene Ontology annotation, cellular component: cytoplasm. The transcript has 12 exons. Gene Ontology annotation, molecular function: GTP binding; ATP hydrolysis activity; ATP binding. NCBI's taxonomy places the organism in Eukaryota, Viridiplantae, Streptophyta, Magnoliopsida, Asterales, Asteraceae. The record is from RefSeq and is a predicted model, not a curated record. The coding region runs from base 125 to 1309 and encodes 394 amino acids.